Molecule: messenger RNA, 2834 nt
Organism: Nelumbo nucifera (sacred lotus)
Lineage: Eukaryota; Viridiplantae; Streptophyta; Magnoliopsida; Proteales; Nelumbonaceae
Source: RefSeq, a predicted model, not a curated record
UCUUGAUCUGAUAACCGAGAGAAGAGGAUCUUCUUCAUCAAGGCAGUCCUAAGUGGAUCAAAGAGACAAAGUUGGUGUUUGAUAAUAUUGAAAUGGGAUCUGAUAUCUAAACAAACUCACGUUUUACAGUCUGAACGGUUGGAAGUCUAGGUGUGGCAUCUCCACUCUCAAGGGUACCACAGAACUUUGKKYAGCAGGUCUGGUAAAUUGGUUCACUUAAGAAUGACAGGCAGCAAAUCAAAGCCUUUCCCCUUUCAACUCACUCUCCGGCGCACCGUAGGACUCCGCAAGGCAUGAGGCCUAGUAUCUAGUAUUCCGUUUAUUUCAAUUSUCAGGUCUUUCAAUGGCUUUGGGAGCAGGCAUUCAUCUCCUCAAUUUUUUAUUGUUGUUGCUACCGCUACCUAGCAUGGGCCAAAUUUACCGUAACAUAAGCUUGGGUUCAUCUCUUUAUGCUGAUAAGUCUUUAACAUGGACCUCACCGUCUGGGGAGUUUGCCUUUGGCUUCAAGGCUAUCGGUACAAGUAGAGAUUUCCUACUUGCCAUCUGGUUCGACAAAUUACCUGAUAAGACCAUAGUUUGGUCUGCCAAUCGGAACAAUCUGGUACAGCGGGGAUCAAAAGUUCAACUGACAACAGAUGGGCGCCUAGUCCUCAACGACUCCAAAGGUCGAGAGGUAUGGAAGGCCGAAUUCAGCAAGGAGGUAGCAGCAAUCUACGCAGCCAUGCUUGACAAUGGGAACUUURUGCUAGCAGACCAAAAUUCUAGUACAAUAUGGGCGAGCUUUGGUUUUCCCACUGACACCAUGCUUCCUACACAGACAUUAGAAAAGGAGAGUCGUCUUGUUUCUGGUCGGUCAGAAACGAACUUUUCAAAAGGGAGGUUCCAUCUCCAUAUGCAGAAUGAUGGUAAUCUUGUGCUCACCAGAACAGCUUUCCCACUUGAUGUGUCUUACAAUGAUUAUUGGCUAAGUAACACAACAGAAACAGGUUCUCGAUUGGUCUUCAAUGAAACUGGUUACAUUUUCAUUAUACAAACAAAUGGAAGUGCACUACUGCUUAAUCCCAUAUCAGCAAACACAGUUUCGACAAGAGACUUCUACCAAAGAGCCACACUUGAUUGUGAUGGAGUUUUCAGGUAUUAUGUCUACCCAAAACCCACCGCCCCAACUGACGGUCGAUGGCCCAAUUCCUGGACCCCUAUUUGGUUUAUACCCGAUAAUAUCUGCUUACAAAUUUUUGGGCCCUAUGGCAGUGGCGCUUGUGGGUUUAACAGCUAUUGCAGACUAGAUGAUUACCAGAAAACUUAUUGUGAAUGCCCACCUGGGUACACCUUUAUAAAUCCAAACAACCGGUGGGAUGGAUGCAUACAGAACUUUUCCUCACCAUGCUUUGAAGAAGGAUCUCAAGAAGCUUCGCAUUAUGAAUUGAUACAAAUGCCUAACACCGAUUGGCCAUUGUCCGAUUUUGAGGACUUCUCACCAGUAAAUGAAGACUGGUGCAGAGAAGUAUGCUUGAACGAUUGUUUCUGUGCUGUUGCCAUAUUUAGAGAUGGCCAUUGUUGGGAAAAGAAGCUUCCACUUGGAAUGGGAAGGGUUGACCCAGUGGUUGGGGGAAAAGCUCUCAUCAAAGUUCCUAAAAGUAAGUCUUCCUUAAAGGCUUCAGAAAAGAAUGAUCGUCACUCGCCUUUGAUCCUGACAAGCUCAUUGCUUCUGGGUGGAUCCGUGUCUCUUUUACUACUAGCUUUUUUUCUGGUUACUCGCCACUUAUACCGUAGGAGAUUGCAGAAACCUCAGCCAUAUCAUUCUAUGCCAAGAUUGAAUCUACGAAAUUUCACUUUCAAAGAGCUGCAAGAAGCUACAGAUGGUUUUAAGGAUCUGAUUGGUACUGGUGCUUUUGCAACAGUUUAUAAAGGAGCCUUAGAAACUAGUAAUUUACUAAACUUUGUUGCAGUAAAGAAGCUAGACAAAUUGGUGAGGGAAAAUCAGAAGGAAUUUGAUGCCGAAGUAAGUGCAAUAGGUAGAACGAAUCAUAAGAAUCUAGUCCAACUACUGGGAUUCUGUAACGAGGGACAACAUCGUCUUCUAGUAUAUGAGUUUAUGAACAAUGGCUCUUUAGCAACCUUUCUCUUUGGAAGCUCAAGGCCUAACUGGAACCAAAGACUUCGAAUUGCAUUCGGGAUUGCAAGAGGGCUCACAUACCUCCAUGAAGGGUGCAAAACCCAAAUUAUCCAUUGCGACAUCAAGCCUCAAAACAUCCUUCUAGACGACUCUUUUACAGCAAGAAUCUCCGAUUUUGGGUUAGCAAAGCUUUUGAAAGCUGAUCAGACCCAAACUGAUACAGGCAUCAGGGGGACCAAAGGAUAUGUUGCUCCAGAAUGGUUCAAGCAUACGACCAUUACAACGAAGGUAGAUGUUUUCAGCUAUGGUGUCAUGUUACUAGAGCUUCUUUGUUGCAGGAGGAACAUUGAACCAAAGCUGGAAGAUGAAAACAAGGUGAUACUGAUAGACUGGGCUUAUGAUUGCUACAAGGAAGGAAGACUUGAUAUGUUAGUGGAGAAUGAUGAGGAGGCAAUGGACGAUAUGAAGGGGCUGGAGAAGUUUGUGAGAAUCGCAUUAUGGUGCAUUCAGGAGGAUCCAACACAGAGACCCACCAUGAAGAAGGUAACACAGAUGCUAGAAGGAGCCAUUGGAGUUUCUAUCCCACCAUGCCCUUCCUCAGUCACUAGUUCAAUUUAAUAAAACAACACUUGCAUUAUUCAUGGAUAUUUAUGUAUUUAUAGGAGGACUACUACUCAUAUCAAUUGCACUAAUUAAAAGGCCUCUCUCUUUCUCUCUU